GAGACGCCUUGCAGUCGUCAUGUCCGGCAACUACAAUGCGCCCAACGGCGGUGGCGGCAUCUUCGCCGACGGCACCAGCGGCGGCGUCACAGGCGGAGGCUCGGACCCGGCCAACCUCAACAACUACAGCACCUUCUUCGCUGCGGAUCCGAGUGUGCGGUCGCUGAUGCGCACGUCGGACAACAUCGAGCGCACGCGCCGCACCGUGGCCGAGUCGGAGGAGGUGGCCAAGAACGUGCUGGUGGACCUGGAGCUGCAGCGCUCGCAGCUGCACGACAUGAAGGGGAUGGUGUCCGAGACGUCGAGCAUGACGGGCCAGGUGCGCCACCUCCUGCAGAUCAUCGCCGACCGCUCGUACCGGAAGAAAGUGUGUCUCUACAUGAUCAUCGUGGCGCUGUCAAUCACCGACACCCUGGUAUUCUAUCUAUUGUUUGUCCGCUAAGAAAAAAGAAAAACUUCUGCCGAGGAAAUAGUAAGCUGCUUUGCUGCAGCUCCUUGACUUAC
This is a messenger RNA of Phytophthora sojae, 504 nucleotides long. RefSeq lists its product as hypothetical. The record is from RefSeq and is a predicted model, not a curated record. Lineage: Eukaryota; Oomycota; Peronosporomycetes; Peronosporales; Peronosporaceae. The transcript has 2 exons. The coding region runs from base 20 to 442 and encodes 140 amino acids.